Penaeus vannamei (Pacific white shrimp) is the source of this 2749-nucleotide messenger RNA. NCBI's taxonomy places the organism in Eukaryota, Metazoa, Arthropoda, Malacostraca, Decapoda, Penaeidae. The record is from RefSeq and is a predicted model, not a curated record.
CCGACUGCCACACUAACCGCAAAUUGGUCCACGCGACACACGCUUUAUCGCCGCCUGAUCUUGACGUUUGGAGUCGCGGCGAAAGAGGGAAAGUGUUUUCCUGAAGGCACAGGUGCUAUGCUCAAUCGGCGUCUGCUCGGUGUUUAUUGCACUGGACAUCAGUUUUUGUGUUGACAAUGACUUAGCGUUGAACUGUGCUGCAUUAUAUAAGCAUCGAGUCAGAAGGGUUUUAUCAUCCAGAAUUAGAAAAAUACACAACUCAUAGAAGAUAGCCUAGAUACAUCCGCAAAGAUAAAGUGUAUUGUGUAAAUAGACGAAAAACACCCGUUCUUGAAAUUCGGUUCACCAGCAGUCUCUAACCGGUCCGAGGUUCUCCGCAAGCCGGUGACUUCGGAAGGGCGCCGGGCACACCGUGCGUGUCUAUUGGUCGCGGUGGUCGUCCUCGCCGCAGCGCUGGAGGGCAUGAACGGUAGCGGCGGCGGUGGCGGUGCCCUCGGCUACCCCACCACGGAGAAGGGCGCGCGGAAGCCCAAGUGUGCUCGCUGCAGGAACCACGGCAUGAUUAGCUGGCUCAAGGGGCACAAACGCCAUUGCAAGUUCAAGGAUUGUACGUGUGCGCGAUGCAACCUCAUCGCCGAGCGCCAGCGAGUGAUGGCAGCGCAGACUCUCUUUGAAUGGCUGUGUGUUUGUAGAAGUCCAUCACCCGAGGGAAUGGGGCGAGAAGGGCCGGACACAAUUGCUUGUAGCGAUGGAGGCGAGUCGGUAUUUCCUUUGCCAAACAUGUAUCCCGACAAUAACCGCCUUGUAUCCGCAGACGGCGAGGUGGAGGGCGUCCUCGCGGAGGACGACUGCAGCAGCGACGUGAGCGUGUCAUCGCCCGGGCUCGUCGCGUCCCCCGCCAUGUCGCCCACUUCUACCUCAGGCUCCACUCUGCCCGACGAUGAAGGUGCCACCGCCGCCGCUGCCGCCGUCUCCCGCACGCCGCCCAACCUACCCGUCCACACCUCCGCCCACGUCACCGCCCACGUGACAUCGCACGUCACCACACACGUCGCCAGCCAUGUCACGGCCCCGCAUAUCCCGCACCUGCCGGCGUCCGCGAAGGCGCCGCAAGAGCCCUCCGCCGCGGAGGUCCCUGCCGCACCCGCCAUGCCGCAGCAGACCGCCGGCGCCGGCCCGGGUGUCGAGAGCCAAAGGCCCGCCGAGGGUCGCGUGGAGCCGCCCGCAAGUCGCGAGGCCACGACGUCCAUGGAGUGCGAGAGCACGGCGGAGAUGCGCAAGGAGGACGCGGCCGGUGGCCUGGACGGCGUGGACAUCCUCAUGAGGAUCUUCCCUGGCGAGCGGCGCGGCGUCCUGGAGCUGGUCUUAGCGGGGUGCGGAGGAGAUCUACUGCGGGCGAUCGAGCACUUCCUGUCCGUGGGCGAGGUGCUGCGCCGCCCGUCCCCUGGGAUCGGCCUGUCCCGCUCCCUCCACGACCCGCCCAUGCAGCCCAUGUCUCCGCCCAAGCCGAGCCUCGGCAGCGCCAAGUCGGCCUUCACGCCGCUCUCGAGCGCCAGCCUCCCUCCGCCGGCGCACCAGAGCUCGUACCUCGGGCCGGGCGUUCCCCGCGCCUCGCUCUACGGCGACACGCGCUUCGCCCCCCCUCUCCUGCCCAUCUCGUACCCGCCACUGCUGCCCCCGCUGCUGCCCUGCCUUCCCCCCCUCCCCCUCCAUCGCCACUACCCCCACGACUCGUCGCCCGACCCCACCGAACUCCCGGACCCCAUCCGAGGCCGGGACCCCGUCGCCGACUACAGCGUCCGCCACGACCUCCUCGUCCGCCCCGACCUCCGCCUCAACCUCGACCUCCGGCCUGACCUCCGGCUGCGCUCCCCCGCCGCCGAGGAUAGCGCCUGAGGGGCGCCGCCGCCAACGGGCCUUCGUGGAAGUGAUCUGGUUGACGCGGCAAAUUCAUCCUGAAAUAUAAUAAGCGACAAAAAUAUAUAUCAAUAUAAAAGAAUCAUCCGUUGCAGUGUAGUGCGGAUAACGAAUUAAUUUAAAUAUUGUUAUUCUUUAUUAGUUACUGCUAAUUUGAAACAAAUAUCAAUCGUAAGCUAUAAGACUUAGAAUUAGGGAAAAAAAAUUGUAGUGUAGAGAAUAUUUCAUGAUGAAAUCGCAUUGACAGACAACGCAAAGAGAAGUGAAGUGGAACAAAAAUUCUUCCUUUUUUUUUUUUUUUUUCUCUCUUUCUGUUUUUUCUCCCUCGAGGUCCUAUACAAUGAGAAGUAAAUAUAUGAUAGUAACCAUGCAAAUGUAUGUAUUAUAGAUAAGUAGAUUUUAUUAUAUCAAGUGGGGGUAUUUUCUGUAUAUUUUGAAGCAAACAAAACAAUUUACAAAACCGACCCAUAAAUCUCUAGGUAGGUUGCAUCAUUCUUGUUAUUUCUCUGUUUUCACCUUUGGCGAUCUCGUCAGUUAGGAAACGGAGAUGUGAAAAGUGUGAUAUUCUUUUCAUUUUUAUACCGAGAAUCAUGUUGUCCAAAUUAACAAUAUGUCCAGAUUGUUUUUAGCUCGAAUCAUCCUGAAUUCGCUUUUCAGCGGUAGCAAAUUAAAAUUGUAUAUUUUAUUAGUUUCACUGAUGUUUAUACCUGAUGAAAUUUUUGCGUUAUUUAACUGUUGUAUGAGGAUUAUACAUGUAUUAAUAAUCUUAAACAUUUUUAACUUGUCUGUUUGGUCACCCCAUUUCUCUCCCCCCCCCUCUCUCUCUCUCUCU